This is a messenger RNA of Peromyscus leucopus (white-footed mouse), 1872 nucleotides long. It is a transcript of the gene Mettl1, whose product is annotated as methyltransferase like 1. The record is from RefSeq and is a predicted model, not a curated record. Gene Ontology annotation, biological process: RNA (guanine-N7)-methylation; tRNA methylation. Lineage: Eukaryota; Metazoa; Chordata; Mammalia; Rodentia; Cricetidae. Gene Ontology annotation, molecular function: tRNA (guanine(46)-N7)-methyltransferase activity. The transcript has 6 exons. Gene Ontology annotation, cellular component: tRNA methyltransferase complex. The coding region runs from base 46 to 855 and encodes 269 amino acids.
GCCUGCGCCCGCGGCCGCGGCGCUCCACGUGGGCCCCGUGGCAUCAUGGCGGGAGCCGAGGCGCCCCCGCCGCAGAAGCGCUAUUACCGGCAGCGCGCGCACUCCAACCCCAUGGCGGACCACACGCUGUGCUACCCGGUGAAGCCAGAGGAGAUGGACUGGUCUGAGCUUUACCCAGAGUUCUUUGCUCCGCUAACUCAAAAUAAGAGCCACGAUGACCCAAAGGAUAAGAAAGAGGAGCAGUCCCGGGCCCAAGUGGAGUUUGCAGACAUCGGCUGUGGCUAUGGUGGUUUGUUAGUGGCACUGUCACCACUCUUCCCAGACACCCUGAUCCUGGGUCUGGAGAUCCGGGUGAAGGUGUCGGACUACGUGCAAGACAGGAUUCGGGCUCUCCGGGCGACCCCCGGAGGCGGGUUCCAGAACAUUGCCUGUCUGCGCAGUAACGCCAUGAAGCACCUUCCCAACUUCUUCCGCAAGGGCCAGCUGAAGAAGAUGUUCUUCCUCUUCCCCGACCCGCAUUUUAAGCGAACGAAGCAUAAAUGGCGAAUCAUCAGCACCACGCUGCUGGCGGAAUAUGCCUACGUGCUGCGAGUUGGGGGCCUGGUGUACACUGUCACUGACGUGCUGGAACUGCACCAGUGGAUGUGUGCCCAUUUUGAAGAGCACCCACUGUUUGAGCGUGUGUCUCUGGAAGAGCUAAGUGAAGAUCCCAUCGUGGAACAUCUAGGCACGUCAACUGAGGAAGGAAAGAAAGUUCUACGCAAUGGAGGGAAGAAUUUCCCAGCCGUCUUCCGAAGAAUACAGGACCCCAUCCUCCAGGUGGUGACCCCCAACCCCAAGCUGCCUGACCACUGACUUCUUACCCUGCCUUAGCUCGACUCGCUCUACUAGUGACUGGAAGAGAGAUCAGCUCCCCGUUCCAGGCCUUCCGAGACUGGGGGGGCAGAGGCCACGAUCUCCGAGACGUGCGGCCUGCGGUCUCCGUCGCUGACCACUGCUCUCUCGCCCCUCCGCCGUCAGAAGAAAGCACAAGAGGCUGGCUGGGGAGGCCAGAGGACCUUGGACCAGAGGGUGUAUUUGGAGGGUGUGGGGAUUUGCUCUCCCUCAGCGCUCCUCCCCUUGUGGGGUUCUCCUCAGCCGGAGGGAAGAGUGCAGCGACCCUCUGUCUAAGCUGUGGGUCGGCUCGGCCCCCACCCCCACCCCGUUGUGUUUACUUUGCAGUCCUGGGGAUCAUGUGUGUGCCCGUGGGCCCACGCUGCUGUCCCGGGAAGGCGGGGGUGGAUCACGUGCCUCCUCCGUCUUCUCCCUGUGUGAGAUCUGACCUGGACUGUCCCGUGCUGCCACCAUUGUCCCUGCAGUGCUGAGGGCACGAGGGCAGACACCCUUGCUUUACCGUGUUGACCUUUGACUCCAGACUCUCCAGGCUGGCUGACUGGCAUCGUGCCUGAUGGGGGGGGGGCAGAGGAGCAGGGAGCUAAACUGCAAUGUUGUUUUUAAUUCUUUUUAUUCUAUGAGUAUUUGCCUCUGUAUGGGUGUGUGCUCCACACUCGUGCCUGAGCCCUUGGAGGCCCGGAAAGGGAAGUGGUUCCCUGGAACUGGAGUCACAGACGGUUGUGAGCUGCCAUGUGGGUGCUGGGAACCAAACCCUGCUCCUCUGGAAGAGCAGCCAGUGCUCUUAACUGCUGAGCCGUCUCUCCAGCCACUGAACUGGAGGAGUCUGUGGCUCAAAGCAGUAAGUGGCUGCUGACCACAAAGGUACCCAAAAGAGGUUGAGUCAGCUUGGGGUUCAGAGUGUGUGCUUAACCUUCAUUCUGUCCAAAGGCAGAAUCUCCAAACUUACAUACUUUGCAAAAAAGAAAAAACAACAAAAAC